Molecule: messenger RNA, 403 nt
Organism: Effrenium voratum
Lineage: Eukaryota; Dinophyceae; Suessiales; Symbiodiniaceae
Source: the annotation of a GenBank genome assembly
UGGCUUAAGGGAUUUGCCCACCGACGCACGGCUUUAUUGGAGAGAAGAGGUUGCAAUCAUGGGUGACGGUACGCCAGCGAUGGGCAAGCGCCACAAGAAGACGCACAGCUUGUGCCCCCGAUGCGGCAAGCGCUCGUAUCACCAGCAGAACAAGAAGUGCGCGGCCUGCGGGUACCCGGCGGCCAAGACCCGAUCGUACGAGUGGUCCAAGAAGUCCAAGCGCAGACGCGCCCCGGGCACCGGCCGCAUGAAGUACGUCAAGCACAUUGCCCGGCGCUUCAAGAACAAGUUCCGCGAGGGCACCACGGCGCCGGCGCGGAAGAAGAACGUCAAGGCCGCCUAGACGCCGACCUGCGCCUCUCUACGCGGGGCUGCCCGCCUCUCAUCACGACGUGCUCGGAGC